AUGGAAGAAUUAGCGCGGAACUAUCACUAUUUGGAAGGCCUGCCGGUUGAUGCCUAUCGCAACGUCCGACCGCUGAUGCUCAUUGGAAUGGAUAACUACCGCUUGGGUCAUGCGCUGGACAGCAGGGAAGGACCUAAGGAGGAACCGAUCGCUACAAGAUCACGCUUGGGCUGGAUAGUGUUCGGACCUUGCUCUUUAGGAUCCCAACCAGCGACGAACUUCACAGCACAUCACAGCUUCCACGUGUGCCCAUGUUGCGAGCGGAGUGACGCAGAGUUCCAUAAUGCGGUUAAAGCUUACUUUUCACUGGACAGUAUUGGAGUAACGAGCCCUGUGAAACCACUUUUAUCGAAAGACGAUGAACGAGCGGAACAGUUGCUGAAGUCCAUGACCCAAGUGAAGGAAAGGCGGUAUGAAACAGGAUUACUUUGGCGGUACGAUGAUGUUCGACUGCCGGACAGCAAGCCGAUGGCGAUGAGACGUCUGAUUUGCUUAGAAAAGAGAAUGCAACGUGACCCUAAACUAGCUGAAGCAUUGAAGGAGAAAAUACGGGAUUACGAGCGAAUCGGGUACAUCGAGAAGCUGACAGAUAGCCAACUCGCCGAGAAAUUCACACGCGUCUGGUACCUCCCAAUAUUUCCUGUGGUUAACCCAAAUAAACCGGGGAAGAUGCGUAUUGUUUGGGACGCCACCGCAAAGGUAGCGGGAGUAUCGCUGAAUUCAUACCUGCUUACUGGACCGGAUCUACUCACUUGUCUUGUAUCCGUCCUUCACCGUUUCCGGGAAUACCGAAUUGCCAUUACGGGUGACAUUCGAGAAAUGUUCCUUCAGGUGUUGAUGAACUGGCUCGAUCAACAAUGCCUAAGAUUCCUAUGGCGGAACGGAGAACUAAACCGUAGUCCAGAUGUUUAUGUGAUGAAAGUAAUGGCAUUCGGAGCAACGUGUUCACCAAGCUGUGCGCAGUAUGUAAAGAACCACAAUGCGCAACGGUUCCAGGAUCAGUUUCCAAGGGCAGCUGAAGCGAUAGUGAAACAACAUUACGUUGAUGAUAUGCUCUCUAGUGUCGAGACGGAACAAGAGGCGAUAAAGCUAGCGAAAGAUGUCCAGUUUGUUCACGCACAGGCAGGGUUCGAAAUACGGAAUUGGUUGUCGAACUCAAGUCGAGUGCUGCGAGAACUAGAAGCAAUGCCAGGAGAGAAAAGCCUUAGUAUGCCGAGCGAGAUGGGAACGGAAAAAGUCCUUGGCUUGUGGUGGUGCACUGCUACCGAUACGUUUGCCUUCAAAUUAUCGUCAAGGAUUAACGCCGAGUUACUUCAGGGUCUCAUCGUACCAACAAAAAGGCAGAUCCUAAGUACACUGAUGAUGAUCUACGACCCUCUGGGACUACUGGCGCACUUCCUAAUGUUCCUGAAAAUACUACUUCAGGAAAUUUGGCGUAGCGGUGUUAAUUGGGACGAUCCUAUCAAGAACGAGCAGUGGGAGAAAUGGCAGACGUGGUUACGAGUUCUUCCGCAAGUGGAGACUGUCAGCGUGCCUAGAUGUUACCGGAUGAAGACGAGCACAGGCGAACGGAAUGUGAUUCAGCUCCAUGUGCUCGUGGAUGCAUCUGAAAACGGGUUUGCUGCAGUUGCCUACCUGCGAUUUGAAGAAGAUGGCGUAGUGGAAUGUGCGCUCGUCGGCGCGAAGACACGGGUAGCUCCAUUGCGAUUCGAGUCAAUUCCCAGACUAGAACUUCAGGCAGCCGUAAUCGGAGCCCGCUUGGCGAACGACAUUCUAGAGUCACAAAAGCUGAAACCUACAGAACGUUUCUUUUGGUCAGAUUCACGCGACGUUCUUUGCUGGCUGAACUCAGAUCACCGCAAAUAUAGCCAAUUCGUAGCGGUGCGAAUAAGCGAGAUGUUGGAAUUGACAGAACCAAAAGAAUGGAACUGGAUCCCAUCAAAGCUGAAUGUUGCUGACGAUGCCACGAAAUGGCAGAGGCUACCGGAUCUUUCACCUGCAAGUCGUUGGUACCGUGGUCCUGAAUUCCUCUGGGGAUUGAGAGAGCAAUGGCCAGUUGCUAUGUCGAGAUUCGAUAGCACCGCGGAAGAAAAGCGUCCGCAUGUACUACACCACUCCGUCGAACGUGCACUGUUCAGGUGGGAAGACUUUUCCAGAUGGAAACGUUUGCUGCGCCAUGUGGCCUUCGUAAAGCGAUAUCCAUCGAAUCUACGCAAAAGACUAUCGAAGGAGCCUAUUGUCACCGGUCCGCUAACUCAGAGGAGCUGA
This is a messenger RNA of Ochlerotatus camptorhynchus, 2268 nucleotides long. RefSeq lists its product as uncharacterized. The transcript has a single exon. The record is from RefSeq and is a predicted model, not a curated record. NCBI's taxonomy places the organism in Eukaryota, Metazoa, Arthropoda, Insecta, Diptera, Culicidae. The coding region runs from base 1 to 2268 and encodes 755 amino acids.